Messenger RNA from Babesia bovis T2Bo, 374 nucleotides. RefSeq names its product putative 40S ribosomal protein S21e. The transcript is spliced from 3 exons. Gene Ontology annotation, molecular function: structural constituent of ribosome. Gene Ontology annotation, biological process: translation; endonucleolytic cleavage in ITS1 to separate SSU-rRNA from 5.8S rRNA and LSU-rRNA from tricistronic rRNA transcript (SSU-rRNA, 5.8S rRNA, LSU-rRNA); endonucleolytic cleavage to generate mature 3'-end of SSU-rRNA from (SSU-rRNA, 5.8S rRNA, LSU-rRNA). Gene Ontology annotation, cellular component: cytosolic small ribosomal subunit; ribosome. Lineage: Eukaryota; Apicomplexa; Aconoidasida; Piroplasmida; Babesiidae. The coding region runs from base 119 to 358 and encodes 79 amino acids. The record is from RefSeq and is a predicted model, not a curated record.
UCUGAAAAGCGACCUAAAUUUCUAUAAUUUCUUGGACCCCGUCAUUUCUAACAUUUACCAAUCGUAAUUUGGUCUUAUCACAGUCACUUCAUUACGUAAUACUUCAAUCGGUUACAAGAUGAUUAACGUUGACGGAAAACUCGUUGAUUUAUACAUUCCUCGUAAAUGCUCUGCCACUUCACGUUUGUUGCCUGCUAUGGACCACGGUUCUGUACAGAUCAACAUUGGUUUGACUGAUGAGAAUGGCUCUUACACUAACCAGAACGUUGCUUUUGCUCUUAGCCACACCUUGAGGGUUCGUGGUGACGCUGAUGAGGCUAUGAACCGUUUGUUCAAGGAACACGGUCUCUUGAACUAAGUGGCGGUUUAGCAUA